AUGCCUCGCGACGCUGAUUUCCUCAGCCCCCGCGAUCUCCUCGUCGACGACCAUUUCUGCCUGACGCUGACCUCCUUCCGGAAGCUAGCGAAUAUCAUCAAGUCAACGGAGAAUCUGCCUCGAGAUGACGAGAGCCUGCGCCAGAAAACCGGCUUUUGGGAGAGCGGUUACCAGAUCCUCUACAUUUACCUGAACCCGAUCGCUCAGCAGUUCUUGACCGUUCAGCAAGUCGCUCUCGGCCUUAAUGAGGCCUACAACUACACAGGCACCAUCUGUGACAAUGCCUUGACCCUUUGCGCCAGUGCCCCGGACGACUACGAUAAAAUCUUCACGGACAUCGAAGCACUGCGCCAGGAUCCCGACAACGUGACCCUCCGCGACCGGGUACAGAAAGAGGUCCAGGACCGGCUCUACUGGGUGCAGAUCCUGCGCGACGGCGCCACCGGCUGGAGCGACGACCUCCGUUCCUACACCCUGCAGGCAGAGGACUGCGAGGCGGCCGUGCAGACCCUGGCCGCCCCGUUCCAGGGCUCCGCUCUGCGCGAUCGGUUGACCAGCGAGGACGACCAGGGGAGCCUCCAGGAUGACCUGGAUGCUUUGGGGAAUGUGCAGAGCUUGUUGGAGGGGUUCAGCAUGGUGGAGGAUAUGAGCGCUUCGCUGCAGGAGGUGGAGAAGAUGGCCGGAAGUGCGACCCUGAUCGCGGAUGACAUUCAAAACCUGGUUGACUAUAUCCAAAAGCACGCGGACCCGGACGACAACCCGCUUGGAGGGCUGGUGGAGCGCAAGUUACUCGACAAAUGGGCCACACUGCAGACGCACGUUACCGAUUUCAAGAAUGCAUAUCUGAAUUGA
Molecule: messenger RNA, 852 nt
Organism: Aspergillus alliaceus
Lineage: Eukaryota; Fungi; Ascomycota; Eurotiomycetes; Eurotiales; Aspergillaceae
Exons: 8
Coding region: 1-852 (283 amino acids)
Source: RefSeq, a predicted model, not a curated record